Molecule: messenger RNA, 153 nt
Organism: Funneliformis mosseae
Lineage: Eukaryota; Fungi; Glomeromycota; Glomeromycetes; Glomerales; Glomeraceae
Source: the annotation of a GenBank genome assembly
GGAGAACGAUAUGAUGUGGUAUUAAAAAGAGAAAGAACAGGAAGGUUAGUAGGGGGAACAGAAGAAGUUGCGAGAAUAGGGGAAGGAAAUGGGGAGGGAGAAAAAUUUGGGCCAGUGGAGGAAAUUGAAGCCGUAGCAGGGGAAAUAGGAGAA